This is a messenger RNA of Australozyma saopauloensis, 477 nucleotides long. RefSeq lists its product as uncharacterized. NCBI's taxonomy places the organism in Eukaryota, Fungi, Ascomycota, Pichiomycetes, Serinales, Metschnikowiaceae. Bases 1 to 477 code for a protein of 158 amino acids. The transcript has a single exon. The record is from RefSeq and is a predicted model, not a curated record.
AUGGGGGAAAGAAUAUCGGGACCAAAGGGCAAGGGGAAACACACGCUGCAGAAGCGUUUUUGGUGGCAGCGCCAGGGCCAGGGCAGGAAAGAAAAAUGGAAAACAGGGAGAAGAAGCAAAAGAAGCAGAAGAAGAAGUAGUUGGCGAAGUGAUGAAACCGGGGCCAGCUCCCGCGAUGGUAGGGAGCCGAAGCACGAGUUGAAAGAGGUGAAUUAUGUAUGCGGUGGGCUCGCAACCAGUGCAUAUUUAGCCCUGUGGCUGCGCAGGAUUGCGCAGGACGUUGAGAGUCCGUCACUGUGUGCCGGACCAAAGUGCGUGGCAUCUCCGCUACGGGGUGCGUUUGUGUGCCGGGUUAGCGUGUUUAGGCAGGCGUCCUGGCGUGCUGAGAGAGUGUACUGUAUAUAUUCGAUGGUAUGCGAUUGUGUGCACCAGUUGACGCACCAUUGUGAGCCCCAGCGCUGCCUGUAUCUGUAUUGA